Carica papaya (papaya) is the source of this 1409-nucleotide messenger RNA. RefSeq names its product putative WRKY transcription factor 40. Gene Ontology annotation, molecular function: DNA-binding transcription factor activity; sequence-specific DNA binding. Gene Ontology annotation, biological process: regulation of DNA-templated transcription. NCBI's taxonomy places the organism in Eukaryota, Viridiplantae, Streptophyta, Magnoliopsida, Brassicales, Caricaceae. The record is from RefSeq and is a predicted model, not a curated record.
CUAAGUUGACGUCUAAAGGGAGAGAAAUGCUGUUUCCAAACUUUCCAGCCACUUUCCUAGCCAAACAAAAUCUUAGCCAACUCCGUUUUUCUUCCCCAUCCUCUCUCUAUAUAUCUCAUCCUUUUUUGGCUUUCAACUUCCUCAUUCACCCGACCGAUUUCGGAUUUAGCAGAGAAUACAUCUCCUGAGUUUAUAUAAUCUAUCUGCAACUCCCCAACUUCGAUCACUCCAGACGCACCUUGCAGUCUAUUACUACUUCUUCAAUGGAUUCAACCUUCGUCGACACUACUCUUGACCUCAACAUCAAUCCUUUCUAUUCCACCAACAAGGUUCAGGUACCGAAGAAGAUGGACUUGCUGAGAUCCUUUGCGGAUUCUGAAAAGAAAUCAUCGGUUACAGAAGAGACUGAUGUUCUAGUGGAGGAGUUGAACCGGAUAAGCAACGAGAACAAGAAGCUGACCGAAAUGCUCGUCGCCGUGUGCGAUAACUACACGGAUCUGCAUAACCGAUUCGUCGAGCUGGUGAACAAAAACGCCGGCGAGAAGGAGCAGAUUGCCACAUCGAGGAAGCGAAAAGCAGAUUCGUCGACGACGGAGGAUUAUUGCAGCGGCCACAUAGCCAAUAAUGCCGUCGUCAAUGGCGGAGUUUCGGCUGGACAGACCGAAAGCAGCUUGAGCGACGAGGAUCAGUCGUUUAAACAUCCCAAGGAACACCACAAAUCUCAGUCUUCUCGGGUCUGUGUGCGCACCAGUGCGUCAGACACAAGCUUGGUGGUGAAGGAUGGAUAUCAAUGGCGGAAAUACGGGCAGAAAGUUACCAGAGAUAACCCAUCUCCUAGAGCAUAUUUCAAGUGCUCCUUCGCUCCAGGCUGCCCUGUGAAGAAGAAGGUACAGAGAAGUGCGGAAGACCCGUCAAUCUUAAUAGCCACAUAUGAAGGAGAGCACAACCACCCUAUCCCUUCUCGAGCCGAACUAUCUUUGACCCCAAGCCGUGGUGCAGCCGUAGCUGGUUCAUCCGCCAUGAGACCAACAGCUUCUGGCGCUGUAACGCUUAAUUUGAUUCAGUCUUCGACAUUGGUUCCAGGUGAAGAAGAAAGGCAGGUAGAAGAAAAGAAAGCGGCGGGAAUUCAACAGGUUCUGGUGCAGCAAAUGGCCUCUUCGUUGACAAGAGAUCCCAAUUUCAGAGCAGCACUUGCAGCUGCCAUUUCUGGGAAGUUCUUGGGUCAGACCCCUAUGGCGAAAUGGGAAAAUUAAGCACAGUUGUUAGUUUUGUUACUAUUCAUGGCGAGUUGGAAGGAGUUCAUGUUAUUUAUAGCCAUAGCAUUUGCCAAAACGGAUGUAAAUUUGAUGGAAUGAUAAAAAAAAAAAAAAAAAAAUUUGAAAUUGUACAUAUUUUAUUAUUUAACUGGA